AAUAUUGCUUUAUUACGUCAUUGUAAUUCAAUACUUUAGUCUGAAUAAAGCAGUUCAUCUACGCCACCAACUUGCGAACAUUGAAACAUGGUGUCAGAACUUAACGCGAACUAAAACGCUUUCAAUAUUCUACAAACAUGACGAAGGAUCAACCUUCAACCAGUGCAACCAGUAACGGUCCACAAGGACCAAUGUUCACAUCACAUUUCCCGGUUCCAACGUCUAUGAACACCAAAGGGGAUCAAGUCAACAACUGGGAAUUUUUCAAACAACAAUGGUGCGAUUACGAGAUCGCAACAGGUCUCGAAUCUGGAAGCGACAAAGUCAGAAUGGCUACAUUACGUUCCGUCAUGGGUAAAGACUGCCUACAAAUACUUCUUAAUCUUAAGCUAAGCGAAGAACAAAGAGACAAUGUUGACGAAUGCCUGAAAGCACUGGAAUCGUAUUUCAAGCCAAAAAGAAACGUCGUCUAUGAGAGGUACAUCUUCAAUACAUGCACACAGAGCACCGACGAAACCAUAGAUGGAUAUGUAAACCGUUUGAGGAAACACGCGGCAACGUGCGAGUUUGGAGUCCUAACUGAUGAACUCAUACGUGACAGACUUGUACUGGGAAUCCGAGAAGAAAGUACAAAGCUACGACUUCUAAAAGAGGACAAACUAGAUCUAAACAAAGCGCUUAACAUUUGCCGUUCAAACGAGAUAGCCAGUAGCCAGUUAAAAGCCAUUAGUCAAGAUAAUAAAACAGGCAAAGAAGAAGUCCGUGUAAUUCAAAAAACACGCAACAAAACACGCAACAACAAG
Molecule: messenger RNA, 803 nt
Organism: Exaiptasia diaphana
Lineage: Eukaryota; Metazoa; Cnidaria; Anthozoa; Actiniaria; Aiptasiidae
Exons: 1
Source: RefSeq, a predicted model, not a curated record